AUGCUGAGCCGAAGCGCCCGCCAGACGAUCUCGAUUGGUCGCCAGCUUUCCAACGAGGCCACUCGACGGGUUACCCUCAUCCCUGGCGAUGGUAUCGGCCCCGAAAUCUCCAAGGCCGUCCAGGAAAUUUUCGAGGCAGCUAAAGUGCCGAUCUCUUGGGACCCCGUCGACGUGACCCCGGUUCGUGGUCGCGACGGCAUCUUCCGCAUCCCGCAGCGAUGCAUUGACCUGAUGCACGAGACCAAGGUCGGACUGAAGGGCCCUCUCGAGACUCCCAUCGGAAAAGGACAUCGUUCGCUCAAUCUUGCUGUGCGAAAGGAAUUCAACCUGUACGCAAACGUUCGUCCUUGCCGUUCCCUCCAGGGACACAAGACCCUCUACGAUAACGUCGAUGUGGUCACGAUUCGUGAGAACACUGAGGGCGAGUAUUCCGGCAUUGAGCACGAGGUUUGCAGCGGUGUUGUGCAGUCGAUCAAGUUGAUCACCGAAGACGCCUCGCGCCGAGUAGCUAAAUACGCAUUCGAGUACGCGAAGCAGAACGGGCGCAAGCUCGUUACCGCCGUCCACAAGGCCAACAUUAUGCGAAUGUCGGACGGGUUGUUCCUCAACAUGUGCCGCGAACAGGCCAACAACUACCCCGAGAUUAAGUUCAAGGAAGCCUACUUGGACACUGUUUGCCUGAACAUGGUCCAAGAUCCCAGUCAGUACGACGUCUUGGUGAUGCCCAACUUGUACGGAGACAUCUUGUCCGAUUUGUGCGCUGGUCUGAUCGGCGGUCUUGGUGUCACCCCAUCCGGAAACAUUGGUGAAGGAGCCGCCGUAUUCGAAUCCGUUCACGGAACCGCCCCGGAUAUCGCCAACCAGGACAAGGCCAACCCUACUGCCCUCCUCUUGUCUUCGGUCAUGAUGUUGCGCUACAUGGAGCUCAACCGAUUUGCCGACCGCAUCGAGAAGGCUUGCUUUGACGCUAUUGCUGACGGUUCUCACAAGACCGGCGAUCUCGGUGGUACUGGAACUUGCACUUCCUUCACUCGCGACAUCUGCGCCCGCGUCCGGGACCUCGAA
Mesorhabditis spiculigera is the source of this 1065-nucleotide messenger RNA. The record is from the annotation of a GenBank genome assembly. NCBI's taxonomy places the organism in Eukaryota, Metazoa, Nematoda, Chromadorea, Rhabditida, Rhabditidae.